CGGAAUCUGGGGCUGAGACUCCCUUGGCCCUUAACUUCAUAUACAGUUCCACAUUUAUGCCCCUCCUCUCUCGGUGGCUCUCUCGUCCUUUACAUUUGAUUUCGAUCCCAAUCUCUUAGCACCCCGGCGAUCCCUUCGUACCGAUGAAUGGCCGUCCGGUUGCCCUACUUCCGUCCACUUGUUAGGGUUUUUGUUUUCUCAUAGUGGCCGGGCGGUUCAACGUCAGAAUGUUUCGAAAUUAGGGUUCGGGUUUCUGAUUGGAGUGCUCGAUUUUGUUGAGAGGCUUCACGGCUGGGGUUCUGAUGCCUAGUCUCAUUGGCGAACAACCGUUCGGGUUCUCGAGACUAGGGUUUUGAAUUUCGAUCUGAGUGCCAAAUUUUGCUUACGAAUUUGAAAAUAGCUUUUCCGUUUUGGUUCGGGAGGCUCCUGUUCGGUUUUCUAGUUUGUUUGAAAGAUGCCGAAGAGUUCGCGGCACAAAUCGAGCAAACACAGUUCGAGGGAAGUGAGGGAGUACUCGGACUCCGAGAAAGAUUCGAGCUUGAAGGAUCGGAAGGGCAAAGAAGAGAGUGGCGGUGGCUCUAGGGUUUCGAAGGAAUCAGGCUCGAGUGACAAGCGGAAAGUAGAUUCUCUGAAGGAUGCCAAGGACCUGUACGGGUCUGGGAAUGGGGAUUAUUCUGAAGAUCAUGGCCCUUCAAAGCGAAGGAGGGAGCGGGCUGCCGACGGAGUUAGUGAUCGGUGGAAUGGCGGCGAUGAUGAUCGGACUGAGGUUUCAAAGAAGUCCAAGGAGUCGAAGGCUAUGGGUGAAUUGAAGAGUAGUAGUAGCAGUAAGAGGAGAGAGGAGGGUGUGGGAGUGAAUGGUGAGAGUGAGGAGGCAAGGAAGAGUAGUGGGAAGCACCGGGAUUCGGGUCGAAAGGAGAGUAGGGAAGGCUUUGAAAAAGAGAAGAAGAGUAAAGAUGGGAAAAGUGAGAGGUUGGCCGUUGAUAACGAGGAACAGCGGGAGGCAAAGAAGGGGGUAGAAAAAACUGAUUUGAAUGCCCGGGAUGAGCUGCGAAGUACUGAUGAAAACCAGCUUGAGAGACGAAUGAGGAAAAGAAGAGAUGGUUCUGGUGAUUGGGAAAAGCAUCAAGAUGACAUUCGAGAGAUUAAUGAUAGACGAUUAUCAUCUAGGGAUGAUAUUGGCAAGGAUGGACGACAGAAGGAUGAAAAGCGCAAGGAUGAGAGGUGUAAAGACAAGUAUCGGAAUGACAUGGAUAGGGAUAACAAGCACCAUGAUGAGAAGAAAAGUGAUGAGCACCUUGCCAAAGAUCAUACUAGCAUCAAAUCUGAUGAUAAGCAUGCAAAGGUUGAAAAGGAUGCUGUAGAAAUACGACAUAAGAGAAUCAAGGACAGUGACCGUGAUCGAGAGCGUGAUAAGGAUCAUGGUAGGGAGCGAGACCGGGAUCGUGAGCUAGAGGUUAGCCGAGAUCGUGAUCGUUGCCAUGACCAUGAACGUGAACGUGAUGGAGACCGUGGGCGUGAUCGCAACUAUGAUCGUGACCGUGACCAUGACCUAGAUUGGGAAUGUGAUCGAGAUCGUGACCAUGGUAGGGAUCGUAGUCGUGAUCGUGGGCGUGAGCAUGACCAUGACUAUGAUCGCGACCGAGAGCGAGACCAGGACCGUGACCGAGAUCGGCAUCGUGACCGUGAUGGGUCCCAUCUUGAUGACCGGAGUGCUAGAUACAAAGAUGGCAGGGGUAAGAAAAGAUCACCAGAUGAUCGUGAUGAUUCUAAUGAUAAUAAGACUAGACUUGUCAAAGCUCACUAUCCUGACAUGGAAAAUAAAUCUUUCAUUGGUGGUAAAGUUGACUCAGAUGCUGAUAGGGGGAGAUCUCAAUCACGCCAACCUCAUGUUGACACUACUAUUAGUAGCAACAGGCUCAGAACUUCGCCCAGCUCCAGUGUUGGUGCAGACGAGUACAGGCAUUUAAACCCAGAAGAUGUUAAGUACAGGGAUAAUAAGUCUGAACAGAGGCCCAGAGCAAUUUCUUCGAGAGAGGUAAGUGUUUUAUCUGGAGUGCCAGAAAAAGGUACCAAGUACAGAUCCACGGAGAAUUACAUCAAAAUGGAUGACAUCCAUUUAGGGGAUAUGUCUACUGAAAGGUCUUCAAGUUCCAAGGCAUCACCUAAGGGCUUUGUUGAAAGAUCUCCUUCAUCUACAAGUAUUGACCGAAAAUAUAUGAAUAGAACUGGUGUUAGACGGAGUCUUGAUAUUGAAGAAACAGGGCGGAGGAGCAUUGCUUCUAUUGAUGCAAGAGAUUUCUCCACUACCGAGGACAGGCUGUAUCGUGACCUUCCAUCAGAAAAGCCUCUUUUGGAUGAUUCCCCUCGGGCAGAUUCACCUUAUUACAACAGAACUAGUCAGAGCAAUGUGUCUUCUUUGAUUCCCCUACCAUCUGCUUUUAGAGCUGGAGGUGACAGCCCUUCUUUUGUGGGUUCAUUUGAAGAAGAUGGUAGACUGAACUCCACUGCUCGUUAUAAGAGGGGUAGUGAUUCCAGUUUGGCAAGAGGACAUGGAAACGCGUGGAGAGGUGUCCCAGGUUGGUCUUCACCUGUACCAAAUGGCUUCAUUCCUUUCCAACAUGGACCUCCUCAUGGAGGUUUUCAGGCAAUGAUCCCACAGUUUCCAUCACAACCUUUGUUUGGAGUUAGACCUGCUGUGGAAAUUAACCACUCUGGGAUUCAUUAUCAUAUCCCUGAAGCUGAAAGGUUUUCCAGUCACUUGCGCCCAGUUGGCUGGCAGACUAUGAUGGAUGGUUCAGGCCCUCCUCCUCACUUGCAUGCAUGGGAUGGAAGUAAUGGUUCAGGCCCUCCUCACAUAUAUGGGGGUGCUGAAUGGGACCAGAAAAGGAAUUCGAUGAAUGGUAGGGGGUGGGAAUCUAAUAUGGACUUGUGGAAAGGACAAGAUGGUGAUAUUAAAAGGGACUUGUCUUCCCCAUCCCAUAAAGGGGAUCAUCCAGUGCAGGCCCCUGUAGAUGAUACUUUGGCUGUGAAGGCAGGUCAGAGGUAUCGUAAUGAAGAGAACCAUCAGGAGGUUUUGGCAAAAACCACUGAAUUAAGUUUCACAGGCACUUCUCCACCACAAGAGACUUCUGAGGUUCUGCCUAAACCUGGCCAUGGGAAUGCAGCUGAUCAUUCUAAAUUUUCAAGCGAUGAUCUCUCUCAUUUCAGCCGCUUUUAUCUUUCUAAGCUUGAUAUCUCAGCAGAAUUUGCACAUCCUGAGUUGUAUAGUCGGUGUAUAAGCUUACUGGAUAUUGAACAAAGCACAACUAUGGAUGAGGACACCACUAUGGAUGUAUAUGUGGAGGAUGGAGGAAGAGCAGAUCUUAAAUACUUUAAUAACUUAUCAAGUCAUUCGCUUUUUCCUGCCAUAAAAGAUUCUGUUCUUCAGAGAGCCAUGGACCUCUACAAGAAGCAGAGGGUGGAAGUAGUGGGAUUACUGUCAAUUAGAAGGGGAACAUUAGGCAUUAUUUCAGCAUCAAACCAGGAGACAGUAGAAGAGCAAGCCCUUGUCUGUGAGGUGGUGGAAGCAGAGGAGUCAGUCCCUACUAUGGACGUUAAAAUGCCAAGUGCGCACAUAUCAACUGUAGAUCUGAAUAAAGUGGAAGCUGUUUCAACUGAUGUCAUGCAGGAAACUGAGGAGUCAGUUUCAUCCCCCGCUCUGGGGGUGCAGAAUUGCAUCGGUACCCCUCGGAUGGAAGCACCAGGCCAGGCUAUUGGUGGUGAGAACCCAGGAGAACCACUGCCAGUUUCCAGCAGUGAGAACAUGGUCAGCAUGCCUCCCAAAGAGAUGAAUUUGGACGUUGCAGAUGGGGCUUGUCUUCUGACACGGGAAAAUGAUACACAGUCGACCACCAAUUUCCCCAUGGAUGGUGAGAACAUCAACUGGGUUGGCAAGACCACCAAUGGCAGUAGCUCUUCCUAUUGUGCAGAGGAAGGGCUUUUGAGUGAUGCCAUAAAUGGGCCUAAAUGUUUUCCGGUUGGUUCUCCAAGGGCUUGUGAGGCUUUGAUGCCUGGGUCAAAUGAUUCUGAGUCGGUAAUUUUAAGUCGGAUACAUCGUUCUCCUGAAAGUACACAUUGAGACAAUUUCUAUAACUCCGCUUUCUUUAUUGCAUUUUUGGUUUAAGGUA
Molecule: messenger RNA, 4166 nt
Organism: Juglans microcarpa x Juglans regia
Lineage: Eukaryota; Viridiplantae; Streptophyta; Magnoliopsida; Fagales; Juglandaceae
Exons: 5
Coding region: 455-4117 (1220 amino acids)
Source: RefSeq, a predicted model, not a curated record